This is a messenger RNA of Homalodisca vitripennis (glassy-winged sharpshooter), 2887 nucleotides long. Its product is annotated as multiple inositol polyphosphate phosphatase 1-like. Bases 165 to 1586 code for a protein of 473 amino acids. NCBI's taxonomy places the organism in Eukaryota, Metazoa, Arthropoda, Insecta, Hemiptera, Cicadellidae. The record is from RefSeq and is a predicted model, not a curated record. The transcript has 10 exons. Gene Ontology annotation, molecular function: inositol phosphate phosphatase activity; acid phosphatase activity.
AGGCCAGAGGUUUGGAUGCAUCAAUUCUUCUCCCACUUCAAGAGGAACCCCUAGCUUUUCUUCCUUCACUGAACCAAGUGUCUCUCACAGUUUUGGAGUGGAACUGCACCAGCACUGUGGGAGGUUUACCAUUUUUCCUCGGCUGUAGUCGAUUGUUUCCGAGAAUGACAAAGAUACACAGAACAAAUCUCUUGGCCGUUCUGACUGUAUGUCUGGCCAUCCUCAGCAUUGGAGAAGCACAAGACUCUUGCUAUGCUGACAACGGCAAUCCUUACCUCAACUUUGCUACCAAGACGGCCUAUGAACAUGCUUAUAACAAACGAGGGAUAGCUGCUGUCCCAGACUGUAAGCCUGUACAACUGUGGCUACUGACAAGGCAUGGAACUCGGUGGCCAAAAGCUGAGGACAUUCCAGAAUUCCAAGAACUUAACCAAAUAAAGAACCACAUCAUCUCCAACUACAACUCCAACAAGGGAAGUCUGUGUCUACAAGACAUAGAGAACUUGAAGGCGUGGACCUUCACUCUGACUCCGGAAAUGGGAGAAAUGAUGACGGUUCAGGGAAGGCAGGAUCUGUACUUCAUGGGUCGUCGUCUGCGAAGUUACUUCCCAGAGUUGAUUGGAAACACUGUAUAUUCUCCUGAAAAGUUUGUGUUUAGGCACACCGACACGCCUCGUACGAAGGAAAGUGCAGAGUAUUUUGCGAAAGGAAUAUUCGGGUUGAACAUUGAUGAGCCGAGCCCCCAACUGCCUGACCCUAUAGCUGAUGAUCACCUCAUUUAUAAUUACAAAAACUGCCCAACUUGGAAAGGAGAAAUUGAAGAUGCUAUGCAAGAGCAGAAGAAGUUUAAUAAGGGCGAGUUUAUGAAUAGGGUCAUAUACAAUGUGAGCCGACGGCUUGGAUUUGACUAUAAUCUUACUCAAGAAAAUGUGAAACACAUCUAUGAUGGAUGUCGGUACCAGAAGGCCUGGAAUGUCACAGGUACCUCGCCUUGGUGUGCUGCAUUCACCAAGGAUGACUUAGAGGUGAUGGAGUACAGUGAAGAUCUCAGGGCCUACUACAAAUCAGGUCCUGGCAAAUCAAUAAACCUGCGCCUCGCUUGUCCCCUAGUCAAGGAUAUGUUUAACCGAUUCAGUAAUGUGGAGAACAAACCAGAGGGUGACAAUCCCAUUGGGGUUUUCUACUUUGGCCAUGCAACGUUGGUGAAUAUGCUCUCAGCUAGACUAAGUCUUACCAAGGAUAUGCCGCUGACAGCAGAUAAUUUCCCGCAGCAACAUCGUAGACAGUUCCGCACUUCCCAUAUCAUUCCCUUUGCUGGGAAUGUGCUUGCCGUGCUCUACAAUUGUUCCCGAGGCGAGAACCUCCAGACCAUUAUCUACCAGGCAGAGGAUAUUGUGAGAUACGAUGGCUGUAGUGUAGGCCUCUGUGAGUGGAACUAUCUCAAGCAGUUAUUCUCAUUUGUGCAGGACUCCUCCUGCACAGAUGACAGCUUUUGUUCCAACAAGAACAGUGCGCAUGUACAAACCUCUGUACAGUUGGGCAUGCUGAUUCUUACUGUGUUGUUAUCAUGCAUCUUAACACAGUAAUCACCAAAGUAUUUAGAAAGUAAUCAACAUAAGCCAAAGGAAGCAGUUGAGAAUUUUAGUGCCAUCAGAAGAACUUGAAUUGAGCACUUGAGCUUUCCGAAGCACAGGAAAAGAAUGAAUGAAGUUGUCCAAUUCCUUUCAUCAAAUGAUUCAGUGCUUUGAAUUGUGUACAAUUUGAUUGAAGGGUAUUUAAUGUAAAUCUUUUCUUUAGACACUUUUAGUUCUGCACAGAAUAUCUGGCUUAUUACAUUAGUUAAACACUAAUCAUUCUGAAAAUAUUUAGACAUGACAGUGUUAAAAAAUAAACCACAAAAUCAUUAUAUUGAUGUGAGAAAAUAUUGAAUUGUAGUGGACAGUUCUGAGAUGAAUUUUUGUUUUCCUUAUGGCAAAUUUUCUUACAUUUUUAACGUGAUAAACAUAUCAGAGUAAAACCGUUUAAGAAGUCAGUAUUCUUCAUUAACAUCCAUUGGGUAAUACAUACUGCAGACAAUAUUAUGUACUGGUUCUGGUAGAUCAAGUAUUCUAGAAUCUAAAAUGUACAUAUCUUUAUAGUAUCAUAACGAUUUGUUACAUUUAAAAGAUCUGAAAUAAUUAAUAUAAAUUAAAUUAAAUCAGGCACAUAAAUAAUAAUUUUAAUAUAAUUUGAAAAAGUCAAUCAAUUUAAAAAUAUAAAUAUAGUUAAGUGUAAUAUUUUGAGUAUGUGAACUGAAAAAUAGUAUUUUGUUGUUUAAUUUUCAUUGUUUUGUGGAUUAACUUUGUAAAUAAUUUAGUUAAACUUGGAUUUUUUGUAAUAUUGCGUGGAUUUGAUAAAGUAUAUUUGUUUAUAAAGAACUGUAUCUGUUAUAAUUAUAUUUGAUUUAUAUUUUAUGAAAAUGUUAUUUAUAUUAGAUAUAAUAAUAUUUUAUUGUUUAGUUACUAUUGUUAUUGUACAUUUAGUUAACUGUCAAGAAGAAUUCCUAAAUUUUGAUUAUAUCAACCAAUUGUUUACAAAAGUAUUGGAAUGAAUUCAAAUAUUUGUACUGUACUGAAGUAAACUAUUUAUAAUUUUACUAAUCCCAUAUUCAUGUGUAUGUGUAUUUUUUUAAUCAAAAUAUAAACCAUUGGUAUCACUGGUGAGACUUGACUGAGAAACAUGUACAACGACUACAACAAUGUUUCAUCUCAUCUAAAGUGAUUUAUAACUUUUACAAUUCACUACCUAUAGUUAGAUAUUAAUACGUGCAUUUUGGCCAGAAACAAAAAAAAAAAUUAAACCAUUAAGUUAGAGAAUUUAAAAAUAAAUAAAUUUGUAUUAAAAAUUA